UGAAGAAUGGCGGCGGAUCAGAUCUCUGACACACAACAGCGUUUCUGCACUAAACACGGUGCAAAGUUACGCCGAUGGCGUCGCUCGGGUUGUUGAGGACACCAUCUCUCUUAUUUCUUCAGCGCGGGACGAUAAAGGGGAAGUGGAAGACUGUCACACCCUGAUGAAAAGAUGGGCUUUCGAAUCUACAUUUUUUCUGGCUGUGGACAAGAGACUUGGAGCUCUGGAUCAUUGUUUUGAUGCCCACUCAGCGGCAGGAAGCCUGAUUGCCAAAAUCCAUGAAGCCUCUUGCAUACAUGAUACCCUGACUACAAAUUUCCCUUAUUAUCUCUACAUUCCAACGCCCGCCUGGAGACGCUUCGUCCGCAGAGGAGACGAAGUAUUAAGCUUGCUGUUACCACUCAUUACGGAAGCAGCGCAAAGGGCUCUUCAAGAUCCGAUCAAGAAAAACUCUACCCUCAUCGCCUCUCUACAGCGCGACGGAAAGUUGAGCUUUAAAGAAAUAUUCACAUUCAUCUUUGACUUCAUUAUAGCGGGCUCAGAAACGGUUGCUUCUGCUGCGACAUAUUGCUUGUACUGCCUUGCAAUGAACCCAGUCGCUCAGCAAAGAGCCAGACAAGAAGUUCAGUCCAUUUCUAAGAGCGAGGAGAGCAGUGAAGUGAGAUUGAAGUAUACAGAGCUUUCUUAUGUAAAGGCCUGUAUUCGUGAAUCCCUUCGGCUCUACCCUACUAUAUCCGGAGUUCACCGCAAAUUGGAUCACGACGUUGUGAUGUCCGGCUACCUGAUACCAAAAAACACCGUCUUGCGGACUGAAAUGUUCGUCAGUGGAAGACUGGAGGAGAACUUCACAAGAGCUUCUGAAUUCAUACCAGACCGUUGGCUUCGUGUAAUCGGCGGCCGGGUACCCGAAGCUCUGGAAAAUUGGGCGAUGCACCCUUUCGCUUCCCUGCCAUUCAGCACUGGUAUACGGAUGUGCAUUGGAAGAAGGAUAGCCGAACUAGAACUCUCUAUUCUUAUAGCCAAGAUAUUGAAAGAAUUCAGAGUGGAGAACCACCAUGGGGACAUAGGCUUCCUCUCACAGCGUACGAGUCGGCCAGAAAAGCCGCCUAGGUUCCGUUUCAUUAAACUGGAGUAGCAAAUGCGUUAGAAGCCAUUUCUUGCUUGUCAAGACGAACUGUAAUAAAGAGGGUUGCAAAG
Molecule: messenger RNA, 1197 nt
Organism: Rhipicephalus sanguineus (brown dog tick)
Lineage: Eukaryota; Metazoa; Arthropoda; Arachnida; Ixodida; Ixodidae
Product: cytochrome P450 CYP12A2-like
Exons: 7
Coding region: 164-1135 (323 amino acids)
Molecular function (GO): monooxygenase activity; heme binding; oxidoreductase activity, acting on paired donors, with incorporation or reduction of molecular oxygen
Source: RefSeq, a predicted model, not a curated record